CUUCUUUUUUACCACCGGUACCUGAAUGCAUCAUCACUGCGACGCUGGUUCCAAACUGGAUCCAGCCAAAGUGAUUUGGUUCUAGUUCCGAAUGGUUUUUAACCUGUGUUCGGACUUUUUGGACUGUAGGAGGCUCGGUUCUGUUUCAGUGGGUCGGUCCGAAGCCAAAGAGGCGGAUCCAGCACGGCCAUGUUGGACAAUGUCCCUGUGGUUUCCUCCGCAGAGCGCCAGCAGGUACUGGGAGCUCUGGAGCGGCUGCAGUCCAAACUGGUCCAGAAGGAGGAGUGGACCCACAGCGCCACUCUGGGGAACCUGCGGGAGACGCUGCAGAGUCCGCUGUUCAGCCACAUCCUGACCUUGCAGUACUCGCUCAGACAGCUCCAGAACCAGCUGAGCAGCAUGCCUCCUGAUGCCCGCAGUGACUUCAGCUUCUCCAGACGGGGCCAGCUCAUUAUGAGCGCCGUCGAUCCGUCCAGUUGCUCCACUCCACCCCUUUCAGCCUCCACCUCCACUCUGACCAAUGGGUCGGCACCACACGUCUCUCAGGCUCCGCCCACAGCUGACUACCUGCAGAGGUGGAUCCUGGCUGCAGCAAAGGGCCGUCAAACAGAGCUGAUCAGCCUGACCCGGUCCGUUUCAGACGGGCUGGGCUUCAGCGUGGUCGGUCUGAAUCCGACAGGAACCGCCAGUCAGGGCGUCUUCGUCAAACACAUCCAGCCGGGAGGAAUCGCCCACAGGGACGGCCGUCUCCGGGAGCGGGACCAGAUCUUGGUGAUAAACGGCAGCCCAGUAGAACCGGGGAUGAGCCAUCAGCAGGCGCUGAGCCUCCUGCAGCAGCCUGGGGAGACGCAGCUGGUGGUGGCCCGGGACUGGUCCCCUGAAGGAGGUCUGAUCAACAAGGGUCAGUGGGGUCAUGUCGAGGAGAUCCAGCUUUUCAACGAUGGAUCCGGUCUGGGUUUUGGUAUUGUGGGCGGAAAAACAACUGGAGUGGUGGUCCGAACACUGAUCCCGAACAGCGUAGCAGACAGAGACGGCCGUCUCCGAACAGGUGACCACAUCCUGCGCAUCGGAUCGACCCCCACCAGCGGCCUCACCAGUGACCAAGUCGUCAAGGUGCUGCAGGCUUGUGGCAGUCAUGUGACCAUGCUGAUUGCCAGGGACCCCCAAGGACAAAAAGCGGCUGCCUUGGCUGCACCUCCACCUCCUGAUUCUGCCCCAAUUGCUAAUUUACCUCCACUACUUCCUGACUCCGCCCCCAUUACCUCUCUAGCCCCACCACUGCCGGAGUCGGCCCCCAUAACCUCUUUAUCUCCCUCGUCUCCUCUAGCCCCACCUCAGCGUCAGCAGAGUAAAACGCCAAACUUGGAGGGAUAUGAGAUCCACCAGGUUUCUCUUACCAAGAAGGAGGGCCAGAGCCUUGGCAUCUCCAUCAUUGGCUUCAACCCCAUGACGAGCCAAGAUGCGGUGGGUGUGUUUGUAAAGCAUGUGGUUCCUGGCAGCGCUGCGGAUCAGAGCGGAAACAUCCGGGUUCAUGACAGACUGCUCGCUCUGGAUGACAUCAGUCUCCACGGUAUGACCAAUCAGGAGGUUCUGGAGGUGAUGAAGCAGACGGGUCAGACUGUGGUUCUGACUCUGGUCCGGAAGAAAGCCAAAGGCCUGGAGAGAUCCCUGGAUAAAGUGGAGCGGGCGUCAGUCCGCGGGUCUCGGAGGAAUCUGGAGAUUAUGGCUCCACCCGCAAUGUCCGGCUCCAUGUUGAUGAAACCGGAUCCAACGCAUCUGAACACGGCACGACUAAAUGGAGCCUCUGAUGCAGAGCUCCGGGCUAAAUGGGAGGCCGCUCUCGGACCUCAGUACCAGGUCUUGGUGGUGAACUUGGAUCCUGUCAUAGAGGACGAUGAAGAGCUGCAGAAAUCUUCCAAGCUGCUGCCGAUCCACAUCCUGCGUCUGGGUGUGGAGUUGGACUCGUUUGACGGUCAUCACUACAUCUCAUCAGUGGCCCCUGGGGGCCCGGUGGACAAACACGGCGUUUUAAGGCCUGAAGAUGAGCUGCUGGAGGUGAAUGGGGUUCAGCUCUAUGGGAAGUCCAGGCGUGAAGCUGUGUCGUUCCUCAAAGAAGUUCCUCCUCCAUUCACCCUGGUCUGCUGCCGACACAUGAUCUCCGAUCUGGAACCGGAACCAGAAUCAGAACCUCCACCUCCACCUUAUCCAGCAGCAGAACCCACCCACAGCAGCGUAGACGAGAUGGAAAUGAAACUGUCAGCGAUGCUCAUGAGAGAAGAAGAAUUCAAACAUCAUCUGGAGGGGGAGGAGGAAGAGGAGGAAGAGGAGGACAGGAAGGAGCAGGUCUCUACUUUAGUGCUGCAGUUGGAAACUGAAGAGAGCGACCUCAGCCAGGAGGAAGAGGAUGAGGAAGAGGAUGACGAUGGAGAGCUGGCUCUCUGGUCUCCCGAGGUGAACGUGGUGGAGCUGCAGAAGCAGAAGGACAAAGGCCUCGGCUUUAGCAUCCUGGACUAUCAGGACCCGUUGGACCCUGGUCGGUGCGUGAUGGUGAUCCGUUCCCUGGUUCCUGGGGGAUCAGCAGAGCGUCAUGGCGGUUUACUUCCUGGAGACCAGCUGGUAUCAGUUAACCAAACCCAGUUGGACCCUUUCACCCUAACGCAGGCAGUGGAGGUCCUGAAGGCAGUACCGCCUGGUACUGUCCGUCUAGGGAUCCGCAAACCACUGGUGGAACAAGCAGAGACGAACAAGGAGAAGAAAAUUCUGGUGUCUCCUGAAGCUGGGCUGGUUCCAGAGGAAUUGAGCAAUCGCUCCGUGCUUCCAGAAUAUCCUAAGGAGGAAGAGGAGGAGGAGGAGGAAGAGGAGUUGAUUCUAGAUGGAGGUCUGCCUCGCUACACCUCCUCUCUGACCUCUGACCUCCAGCCUGUGGAGGAGGGCACAGAGAUGGCUGUAGAUGAGGAGGAGGUGGAGGCUGAAGAUGUGAUGAACUCCCUGCACAGGAUGCCUCCUCCGUCCUUUGAGGAGUGGCAGCUGUCAUCCUCUGCCGGCAGAGCAGGAGGUUUUGAGGAGCUCCAGACAUGGAGGAGAGCGUCACAGGAUGAGGAGGAGUUGCAGAAGUCAGACCAUGAGAGCAUCUCCUCUGUUGGUAGACUGAUCCUGGGCCUUCCAGACUCCAGAGAAGGAGAAGUGGACUCGGACCUCACUCUAACGGACACCGACACCGAGUCUGCAAAGAUGGUGAACUCUGGGAGGAGGAAGAGGCGGAGCCAGCGAUGGGGACACAGUGAUCUGCCUGAAAGAGAAGCAGGAGAGGGAGAGGAGACCCCUGCCUUCAGUCACUGGGGACCCCCCCGCAGGGUGGAAGUGUGGCCAGAAGAUGGCCAGUCUCUGGGGCUGAGCAUCGUUGGAGGUCGACACGUCAUCAAACGCCUGAAGAACGGAGAGGAACUGAAGGGAAUCUUCAUCAAACAGGUUCUUCCAAACAGCCCUGCUGCCAAAUCUCACUGCCUGAAGACUGGAGACAAGAUCCUAGAGGUGUCAGGUGUGGACCUGCGAACAGCCAGUCACGAGGAGGCGGUCAGCGCCAUCAAGUCCGCUCCGAGUCCGGUCGUCUUCAUUGUGCAGAGCCUGUCAGCUACGCCGCGGCCGGUGUCAUUAACAGCAUCCAGCAACAGCAAACACAAAGUCAAGCGGAGAGAGCCUCUGAUACCUGAAGCUACGCUGCCCCCCCUCAGACAACCCCCACCCUACAGGCCUCCCAACCAAUCAGAGCAGGAGCUGUCCGCUCGCCUGCAGAAGGUCAAAGAGCGUUGGUGUGAGCGAUAUGGAGACCUGCAGGGGGAGCUGCUGUGCGUGGAGUUGGAGAAGGACCGGCAGGGUUUGGGUCUCAGCCUGGCGGGAAACAGGGACCGUUCCCGCCUCAGCAUCUUCGUGGUUGGACUCCAUCCAGGUGGGCCGGCCUCCCGUGACGGACGCAUCCAUGUUGGAGACGAGCUGUUGGAGAUCAACAAUCAGGUUCUUUAUGGACGGAGUCACCAGAACGCCUCGGCCAUCAUUAAAAGCGCCGCCCCCAAGGUGCAGCUCAUCCUGCUAAGGAGUGAUGAUGCUCUAACCCAGAUGGCGGUUUCUCCUCUAACGACUCCUCCUCCUGCUCCUCCUCCCACCCUGAGUCCAGUCAGCCCAGAGGGUUUGCCGACACCACAGUCUGGUGGCUCCGCCCCCUCUGAAGAGCCCCACCCAACAGACAGUAUGAGGCCCCUCCCCUCUCCGGGCACUCCGGAGGAGACCCUGACUGAUGAGGUUGUUCGGAACGACGGAACCAGUAGUAGCGACGGCGCCUCCAGGAGGCUGACAGAGGAAGAUACACUCAAGAAGGUUCAGAGAAACUCCGAAGCCUUCAGUAAGACGCAGAGGCUCAAAGCUGCAGAGGCUCCAGAAGAUGAGCUGAAGGCUCCAAGGGUGCAGCCAGAGAUUCAGUCCUGCAGGUCCAGCAGCAGCUCCAGCAAAGCUCCAGCGGCUUCUCCUCCUCUGAUCAGCGCAGAUGUCCACGCUGUUAACAGAGACCCAUCCUGCUGCGCGGUGAUUCCGGGUCAGGAAACCGUUCUGGAGAUCUGCAAAGGUCGGUCUGGACUGGGACUCAGCAUAGUGGGAGGACGGGACACACAGCUGGACGCCAUCCUGAUCCAUGAGGUCUAUGAGGAAGGGGCAGCAGCCAGAGACGGUCGGCUGUGGGCCGGAGACCAGAUUCUGGAGGUAAAUGGCGUGGAUCUGCGCGGGGCGUCACACGAAGAGGCUAUCGCCGCCCUGCGUCAGACGCCGGCAAAGGUCCGGCUGACGGUUCUGAGAGAUGAAGCCCAGUACAGAGAGGAGGAGAACCUGGAUGUGUUUAACGUAGAACUGCAGAAGAAGAGCGGCAGAGGACUGGGCUUCAGCAUCGUCGGGAAGAGGAGCGGGAGUGGGGUGUUCAUCUCAGAGGUGGUCAGAGGUGGCGCUGCUGAGCUGGACGGACGCCUGAUGCAAGGAGACCAGAUUCUGUCUGUGAACGGAGAGGAGACGCGCCACGCCUCCCAGGAAGCAGUGGCCGCCAUGUUGAAGUGCACCCGUAAGCCGGUCCAGUUGGAGCUUGGCCGGCUGAAAGCUGCUUCAUGGAUCCCAUCUAAACUGGCCUUUAAGGGGAGCCAGAUGAGUCACCUCAGCAGCAGCAGCUCCUCGGGGGUUGUGGCUCCGCCCCUCCCACAGACAACCGUCUCACCUGACCCCCCCACCACCACGGAGCCGCUUGACUGCAGCAAGGCCAGCAGUGACAUCACUUCCAGUUCUGAAAGCAGCUCAGGUAGAGAUGGAGCACCAGGGCUGGAGGCGGGGCUCCGGACCGUGGAGAUCACCAGGGGUGCCGGAGACUCCCUCGGGGUGAGCAUAGCGGGAGGAAAGGGCAGCCCUCUAGGGGACAUCCCCAUCUUCAUCGCCAUGAUUCAAGCCAACGGCGUGGCAGCGAAGACGCAACGGCUGAAGGUGGGAGACAGAAUCGUCAGCAUUGGCGGUCAGUCGGUGGACGGUCUGUCCCACAGUGAGGUGGUAACCAUGCUGAAGAACAGCUACGGGAACAUCAGUCUGCAGGUGGUGGCGGACACAAACAUCAGCGCCAUCGCUUCGCAGGUGGAGAGUUUGACUGGCAGCUCCAGUUUGUUGGCCAGCACCGACCCGCAGAACCCAGUAGACCCAGAAGGUCCACGGCCCCGCAGCAUCACUCUGGAGAAAGGUUCUGAGGGACUCGGGUUCAGCAUCGUUGGCGGCUUUGGCAGUCCCCAUGGAGACCUUCCCAUCUACGUGAAAACCGUCUUUAGCAAGGGAGCUGCUGCAGUGGACGGACGCCUGAAACGUGGCGAUCAGAUCUUAUCUGUAAACGGAGAGAGUCUUCAGGGAGUGACUCAUGAGCAGGCGGUGACCAUUUUGAAGAGACAGAAAGGAUCCGUCACACUGGACAUUCUGUCCUAACAAGCACACCUGGACACACAUGGAGGACACCUGUUACUCUGAGCUUCCCAACAUGCAAAAAAUACCCCUACUGGUCCCACAGUUGUCCUCUGUCUCUAAGAAGGCCAUGUCCUCCCGCUUUACCUCCACCUGACUCCGCCCAUCUCUCAGACUGGUGUCUCACCUUCUGCAGAGUCCCUCAUAAGCUUAUAUGAGAUUCUCCUCUUUUCAAAGCUAGAUCUCUCAUGGAAUCACAGCUCAUCAAAAAAUAUUCAGGAUACCAACAAAUUCAACAAUCUAUUGUUUGGUUUUCUGCCACCUAGUGGUCACUCUGAUUAUAGCAGCCCCACUGGGCUUCCUGCUCUGUCUUCCCAGUCUCUGAGGCUCAUCCACCGGUUCUAAUGGCUGUAAACCGAAACCACGGAACAAUCUGGUUGGAUGAUGUCAUCCUGUCAAUAAGCUGUUCAUCCGGUGCUGAUCACCAGAUGUUAAACGCCAGACAGGAAACACCAACGGCUCUGAUGCUAAUAAGAAAAAAGGGACGCUUAAUUCCUUAGGUCACUUUUCUACUGAGGGUUUAUGUCCAGAACAUUCCCAGGGAGGGGGAGGGGGGGUAUCACGGCAUGCUAAGAACUGAUGACACGUCAUGGUGAUGCAUGCAGAAGCUUUAGCAGAAGCCUGGCUGCAAAACUAGGCAACAAUGAUGUCACACUAGGUCACAAAAAGAAAGUACAGAGAAGCCAAGAAAAAAUUAUUCUGGUUCUGUGGUUCAGAAAGUAGAACAUUGUUUAAGUUUUAAAGAAACUGCAGUUCCUGUUAUGCAUGAAUUUUAUCCAGAGAUUCUGGCUCAAACUCGACCCAAACAGAACUAGUCCCUGUUUCAUAACACCGGUGCUGCUAAUAUAAACCGCUGUAGCUUAAACCAGCAGUCUAAGCUUUUCUUUUUCAUUUUGAGCAGAAAUUGUCUGGGAUCAGUCUGAAGAUUUGGGUCUAUUUUCACAGCUAAAGAAAUAAUUUUGAUUUAAAAGUUCAGUUUGUCUUAAAAACACCAUCUAAAAGUCUCCAGUUUAGUCUCUUAAAUCAGUUCACUUUCUUUUUCACAAGCCUGUAGUUUCUGUUGCACAGAAAGAGCCAUCCCUAGUUUUUUCCAUCAAUGUAAAAAUGUGCCAUCUUUUGAUAAAAUUAUUUUUUUAAUUUAAUACAUGCAGAUUUAAUACAUAUAUAGACUUUCUAUAAGAGUUAAUGCUCGCUGUCUCCAUAGAGACAGCUCUCAGGAUGUUGUUGGUAUUUCCGUCGCCUUGACAACAGAAACAAUGUCUUCCUCAUGAUAUUUAUCAUGAAUGGGUUAAAAUUUAGUCUAGAUAUAAAAGCUACAGAUUGACAUUCUUUGUGUUCCUCGAAUAACAAAAAAAGAAACUGGCUGUUUGUGUUUCAUAUUAAAAUCAUUCUGUUGAAAAGAUCCUGCAAACCAGAUUUUUUGUAGCAUGCCUGUAAAUCUGGGUGUUUUCCAUCAGUUUCCUAUUUAUAAUUUUGUUCAGAAGGAUACUUCCAAAAAAUUUUGCUUCUGCUAAAAGGAGUUGCUCAAAAUACCCUAAAUAUUUUCCCUAAAACACAUUGUUUUCAGGAAAAUCUGUGAGUUUUCAAGAAAAUAUUCAUUCAGGUUUUCCUGAAAAAAUCCAGGAGGUUUUCCUGAAAAAAAUCCAGGAGGUUUUCCUGAAAAAAAUCCAGGAGGUUUUCCUGAAAAAAUCCAGGAGGUUUUCCUGAAAAAAAUCCAGGAGGUUUUCCUGAAAAAAAUCCAGGAGGUUUUCCUGAAAAAAUCCAGGAGGUUUUCCUAAAAAAAAAAACAAAUCCAGGAGGUUUUCCUGAAAAAAACAAAUCCAGGAGGUUUUCCCGAAAACCUCCAGGAGGUUUUCCUAGAAACUAUUAACUAAUUAUUUCAAGGUCACAGUAAAAUGUAGAUAAAUCAUUAAUUUCAUACUAAACUGUUAAACUGUUGUUGAACCUCCUCACUUCCUUUAAACAUGAUUCACAAAUGAUUCAGCUCCUCAAAUUAAUGAUCUCAAUAGAUUACAUUUCUUAGCAUUUCUUAGGCCAAUGUUUUUAAAUUCGAAACACAUUGAAAAAAACACCAACUAAAACAGAUGAUUGAAGUAAAGACUUAUAUAACUAUUCUCUGGAAAUUGUAAGUUAUAAAGAGUUCGUCUUUAACUUCUUUUCAAAAAUUCAAUAUGUUAGCUUUAAUGCUGCUGAUGGUCGUUUUCCUUCAAAAUAUCUCAAGUCUUAAACAUGUGGCUAAAAUGUUCCUCUUAAAGUAAAACCAAAAUGUUUCUCUGGAACAAAAAACAAGUUAUGUCGUUUCUUUGGUUUGCUGCUGCUCAUAAAUGUAGGUUUUGUGUGCAAAUGAGCUAACAUGCUGGUUUUAUCCCCUUUAUUGAAACUAGACUAACAAAACUAUCAGCCUGAUGUCAUUAGCUCACUAGGUUGGUUAGGUUUAAAUGUUUAGUUGAAAAUAAGUUCAGUUUUGCAGUUUAACAUGAUUUAAUCUGUAUUCAAACACCGUCUAUGGCAUAAAGAUUGGUAAUUAGGCUCAUUUUAACAAAACAUUUAAAAUGAACUUGUUUAAUAUUUCGUAUAAUGUGACCUGCUGUUAGCUAGCAAAUUAGCCAAUCUGCUCAAAUGCUGUCAACCGAAACAUUUUACUGUUAAUACGUCCGAAUCUCUUAAAUGUUAAAUGUGAAUUAACACGUUUAGGAAGACGUGUGAAAACUCUGAAUGAUUUCUUUAUUUUUAUUUGAAGAGCUAAGCUAGCUUGUUGUUAGCAUUAGCUGCUAAUGAGGUGUUUGUCUUUAAAGGGAAAAAGUCUGCAAACAUCAGCCAUGUACACAUAUUCAAUGUCUUAAUUUUUUGUAGAUGAAAUGUAAUUUAUUGUUGAUUUCACAUGAAUUGAUCUGUAUUUUUUAGAGGUUUGUGUUGCAGCUUUGUGCCACAUCCUGUCAGAACCCUAAAUGGGUCCAGUUUUGAUAUGUGUCUUUGUCAUGUUGUCAAAUGCUCCUGGAAAUGAUUUUAAUUUAAUGUGAGAAGGAUGGAAUGGUGAUUAUUGAACCGUUAAUAAAGACAAAUAAACAGA
Molecule: messenger RNA, 9097 nt
Organism: Cyprinodon tularosa
Lineage: Eukaryota; Metazoa; Chordata; Actinopteri; Cyprinodontiformes; Cyprinodontidae
Gene: patj
Product: PATJ crumbs cell polarity complex component
Exons: 47
Coding region: 190-5991 (1933 amino acids)
Molecular function (GO): protein binding
Source: RefSeq, a predicted model, not a curated record